Messenger RNA from Ceratina calcarata, 1039 nucleotides. RefSeq names its product Adenylate kinase 3 (gene Ak3). The transcript is spliced from 4 exons. Gene Ontology annotation, cellular component: mitochondrion. The record is from RefSeq and is a predicted model, not a curated record. Bases 25 to 780 code for a protein of 251 amino acids. Lineage: Eukaryota; Metazoa; Arthropoda; Insecta; Hymenoptera; Apidae. Gene Ontology annotation, molecular function: AMP kinase activity; ATP binding. Gene Ontology annotation, biological process: nucleobase-containing compound metabolic process.
CGCUUAUACAUAGAGCAACACGUUAUGUUUCUCUUAUUGGUGAGAGUUAUAGUUAUAGCAGUCAGCAUCUUUUGGUUCAGUGUUUUCUUUAAACUAGACGAUUCAAUGGUAGCUCUAUCCACGUGGUGGUGUGCCAAGGCUACGGCUUUCAGGGCCGUGAUACUAGGCGCCCCUGCAUCCGGCAAGGGCACCAUGUCCUCUCGAAUUAUUAAACAAUUUAAAGUGGCUCACAUAUCUACCGGCGACAAAUUACGGCUACACAUGAAUAGUAACACCGAAUUGGGCAAAACCGUCUCGCAGUACGUGCUCACCGGCAAAUUCGUUCCCGACGAUGUAAUGAUAUCGCUGAUCGACAAAGAAAUUAAACUGGUCCCCAAUCAGAAUUGGCUGCUGGACGGAUUCCCAAGAACGUUAACGCAAGCGGAGAAGCUACAGAAAACGCAUCCGGUGAAUCUAGUGUUAUAUCUCGAAGUUCCUACCGAGGUGAUAUUGAAUCGCGUGAAAAACAGGUGGGUUCACUUACCCAGCGGCAGAGUCUAUAACGUCGGGUUCAACAGUCCAAAAGUGCCGGGAAAGGACGACGUAUCCGGCGAGCCGUUGUCUAAAAGGGAGGACGACAAGGUAGAGAUCGUACAGGAAAGAUUGGAGAGGUACGCGACGGCGACUGAACCGAUCUUAAAAUUCUAUCGUGACCUGGAAAUACUUAACACUUUUCGGGGCAACACCACGGACGAACUGUGGCCGCACGUUAAAAAGACUAUCGAAAAAUUUCUGUCGUAAAUCGUUAAGACAGGAGUUUGUACUUUUUGAGAAAGGAUAUAGAGUAAAACAUAGACAAUAGCAGAAUAGCCAUGUCGCAUGCUUCCAUUUGAUUAAAUACGCCGCAGCGGAUUAUAGUGUUGUUGUACACACGCACAAAGUACUAUCAUCGAAAUGUAGGUACGCGAACCGAUUUUUUGUAUAUUUUUCUGUAACUUUUGCAUAUGUAUAUUGCGCAAUGAUUUUGAAAGAUACUUUAAAUAUAUAUUUUUUACAAUCA